ACUUCCGCCCUGCCUCAGUCCGCCGGGCGUUGUGCAAACAUCACACCCCCCUAAAGCAUCUGUGCAGCUUUUCUGAACAUGCUACUCCAGGAAAUGCGCCAUCUGAUUAGAAACACGCCAUAAAUCGUCUUGUCAUUCAUGUACCUACAGUGAUAAGUGAAUAGUUAGCUUCUAAAGGCUCGGGUUUGCACGCUUACUGGUAGUUAGCUAGCAUGUUGGUAUCAUAACAUUGUGUCAGUUUAAUUUAGUCAUGACGGAAUUAAGAUGCAGGAAGGCUGAGACUUUGGAUGGAGCACAAGAAGAGGAAGUCCAAGGAGAACGGGAUAACGACACAAACAGUAAAGAUGCGAGUGAGCCUAGUUGCACAGAGGAAAAUGAAGGGACAAAUGAAGAGCAAUCCAAAGAUGUAGGGGACACUCCAAACCAAGAAGUCCCUGAGCAGCCUGAGAAGAAAUGCAGAAGAAGAAGUACUUUUUUUCAGCGGUUGGUGAGGGGGGUUUUCGGAUGUGUGGCAGCUGUGGCCUGUGGGAUGCUCUAUGCGGCUUAUCUGUCUGCCUAUCAUGACAGGAAGUUCUGGUUUUCAGCACGACAGGAGCUGGAAAGGGAGAUCACCUUCCAGGGUGGCAGUGGGAUGUAUUACUAUUAUAAACAUAUGUUAGCUGCUCCCUCAUUUCGAAGAGGGUUUUAUGAGCUGACUGUAGAUAACAGAACUGUGUCAGGUCAGACCAUUAACGCAGUGGAGCGUCUGUCUCUGUAUCCUGAGCUCCUCACAAGCUUCACCUACAAACUCUUUGGCGGUGAGGAUAUGGUGGAGCCAAUUUAUUUCUACAUUGGAAUGGUGUUUGGACUUCAGGCGGUCUAUGUAACAGCUCUGUUUGUGAGUAGCUGGGUUCUGAGUAGGACCUGGGUGGCCGGUAUGCUCGCUGUGGCCUGGUAUGUCAUUAACAGACCAGACACAACCAGAGUGGAUGACGCUGUUCCUCUCCGAGAAAACUGGGCUCUUCCGUAUUUUUCGUGUCAAGUUGCAGCUCUGACUGGUUAUCUGUGUAACAACAUCAGCGCUGCUACUGAGAUGCUUUGUUUUCUCAUGAUAAGUGCCGUGACCUUCAUCUUCCUGUUGGUUUGGGAGCACAGUCACUACGUCCUCUUUGUCCAGGCCUUGUGUCUGUUUCUGCUCGACUCAUUUGACCUGGUCCCUCUAAGAAAGGUGGCUGACAUGCAUAAACUGUACCUCUCCUGUUUACUCGGAGCGUACUGGUGCCAAUUUCAAAACCCCGCUCUGCUCGGCUCCCCUCUGCUCAGUCUGCUGUUCGGCUCCAUGCUGGCCAGAUACUUUCAGCAAAAUAUGAAGAGAGGUCCCGUCAUGGCCAGAAUAAUAAAACUCUUUCUUCACUUUUAUCUAGUUUUCACAACAAGUAUCACCUUCAAUUAUUUGAUAAAGAAAGUAUUACCUGUGACAGAGAGCGACUUCAUAUUGAAGUUUCUCGAGGCAAAGUUUGGACUCAAUACAACUACUGAUUUUGUGACCAACUUCCUCCUGUGUCAAGACGGUUUCCAGAGACCAAGCCAGGACCUGUUCCUCAGACUCACCCAGGCCUCAGUUUUACCAUUUUACUUCCUGGUUCUUGCGGUCUGUUUUUUCUCCACCCUGGAGUCGGUCUAUAAGAGAUUACGGGGGCAGCCAAUGAAAGAUAAACUCAAACUUGAAGAUGGGCAGAUAGGAGAGCACCCUGAGGUCACCUACCAUGUUUUUCAUACUCUUCUGUUUGGAGGCCUAGCACUGCUAUUUGAUGGCACCAAGUAUUUGUGGACUCCAUAUGUGUGCAUGUUCACUGCUUUCGGGGUCUGUUCUCCCAAGAUGUGGAUGUCUCUGUUUAAAUGGCUGAACCUGAAAUCUCUUGACCCUGUAGUUUUGUCUUUAACUCUGAGCACUGCUGUUCCCACAAUCAUCCUUUUUAGUUUGUGGAGAGAGUAUUGUCCUCGUGUGAUGUCGGAGCUGGCAGAUCUUCAGGAGUUUUAUGAUCCAGACACAGUGGAACUGAUAAACUGGAUCAAGACACAAGCUCCUAUAGCAGCAGUAUUCGCGGGCAGCCCUCAGCUCCUGGGGACGGUCAAGCUCUGCUCAGGCUCCAUUGUGACCAGUUUACCACUUUACUCCGACAUUGGCCUGCUCCGGAGGACUGAAGAUCCUUUCCAGGUCUAUGCAAUGAGGUCGCCUGAAGAAAUCUACAAGCUUCUCACCAGUCAAAAGACAAACUAUGUGAUCAUAGAGGAGGCCAUCUGCAAUGAGCUCAGUCUGAACCGAGGCUGUAGAAUCAAAGACCUCCUGGACAUCUCCAACGGACAUGUGGUGUAUGACAAAGGGGAGAUGUACUCAUUUGCCAAACAUGGAAGAUUUUGCAAUGAGAUAAAAAUGAACUACUCCCCGUACAUAAACUAUUUCACUCGAGUUUUUUGGAACCGUUCGUACCACGUUUAUAAAGUCAACUCCGUCAUCUCGUUUCAGUACUGACCCUGGCCUCGUGCCUCUAAAUGAAGGCACAAACAAUCACACUUUUAUAAAAACAGCAGACACUCAAGAUAAAGAUGUCCACGUCUUAUACACUGCAUCUUAAAGUUGCAUUAUGUGACUUUCCUGGUGGAGGUUCUGUCAAAUGCUUUUUUUCAUGGAGAUGUUAUUGCUUUUUCUGGAAUGUUUCACAGUUUGGCAUUAAACCCUUCUAUCUUCAUGGAGACCAAACCAGACCAAGUUACUGGUCAGAUCUGUGGAGAGGUGACCCCACUCAGUCAGAAUGCCUAGGUAUUUUUGGGUUAUAUAACCACCAGCAAUUGAAUAAAUGUAAGGAAGAGCUGUUUAAUGGCAUACUUUGGAACAUUCCAGGCAAAGCAAUGACAUCUCCAUAGAAAGAAGCAGGUGACGGACCCACAACCAAAAUGUUACACAGUGCACCUUUAAUUAAAACGGAUAUGAACUAUGCCAUAAAAAGUCAUUGUACUGUUGUCAUAAGCCAUGCAUUACUUUUCAUUGAGCUAUUAUGUGAAUCUUAACUUUAUGCAAAACAUAUUUUAGUUUGUUUUUAUUACACUCUUUUAAAUAGUAUGAACUGAUGUAUGAUUGCCUUAAAAUGUGACUAUAUACGGUAUAUAUACCUGGGCAGGAAACCAGCACCAGGAUAACUGAUUAUAAAAGGGAAUUUUUAAAACUAUUUAACAAGAAAAAAAAACUUAAGAAUAAUAGUAAGCAAUUAACUUGAUAAUCGCUGCAAUUGCUUUUUACCCAAACAAUGCCUUUUAAACUUGCCUUAAGCAAUAGACAACUUUAUAAGCAGAUAUUGGGUUAGUAGAUUUUACUAUUAGUAGGCUAUACAUGGUAAAGGGCCUUGCAGAGUUCUUACAAUCUUGCAAAUAUACCUCUUAAAAUUAACCAGAAUUAAUCUUAAAAAUUGAUCAGUAAGCAUUGUUGAUUUCUCUAUUCAGAGUCAAAGCAAGGUAUUUCAUGUAAUUUGUAUGAACACUGUUGCUGUUAUGUUAUUUUGUACAACAACAUUAUGUUCAGCUGGAGAUGUUUUUGUGAAAGAACCAAAAUCACACUUUUUCCGAGUACUUUAUGCUGGUUUUGAAGCUACUCUUGUUCUGUUUACUUUGUCUUUUGUCACUGCCUUAUGUUGUGUGUUUAUCUAUCUCUUGCUGUUACCUUAAGUAUUUUGGUGCUACUGGUCCAACCGUCCUUUGCAAAUGGCCAUGUAGUGAAAAGUGACUUACUGACUGGAUAUAUGCAAGUCAAAAAAUAAAAUAAUAUCACGA
Boleophthalmus pectinirostris (great blue-spotted mudskipper) is the source of this 3804-nucleotide messenger RNA. RefSeq names its product dpy-19 like 4. The transcript is spliced from 19 exons. Bases 251 to 2512 code for a protein of 753 amino acids. Gene Ontology annotation, cellular component: nuclear inner membrane. The record is from RefSeq and is a predicted model, not a curated record. NCBI's taxonomy places the organism in Eukaryota, Metazoa, Chordata, Actinopteri, Gobiiformes, Gobiidae. Gene Ontology annotation, molecular function: mannosyltransferase activity.